Lotus japonicus is the source of this 2041-nucleotide messenger RNA. Its product is annotated as L-ascorbate oxidase homolog. The coding region runs from base 154 to 1791 and encodes 545 amino acids. The record is from RefSeq and is a predicted model, not a curated record. Gene Ontology annotation, molecular function: oxidoreductase activity; copper ion binding. Lineage: Eukaryota; Viridiplantae; Streptophyta; Magnoliopsida; Fabales; Fabaceae. The transcript is spliced from 9 exons.
AUCCAUUUGUCAUGUGUGUACUCCAUCCUUAUAUAUAGACAGUGUCAAUCAGUGUAUACUUCAUCCUUAAAUCACUUCUCCAUCUCAAUUUCCUCUAAGAGGAAAUUGGAUUUCUGAAAGAAUUUUCAAAAUUGAAGGGUGUCAUCAGACAAGAUGAAGCAGAUCACCCUUUUUCCUCUAGUUUUUCUUGGAAUUUUGGCUUGCUGGAAUGCACUCUCAGUUAUUGCAGAAGAUCCCUAUAUGUUUUUCACAUGGGAAAUUACUUAUGGAACAAUUUCUCCUCUUGGUGUUCCUCAACAGGGGAUUCUUAUCAAUGGUCAAUUUCCAGGCCCUACAAUUGAAGCCGUCACUAAUGACAAUAUCGUUAUCAAUGUCACCAACAAGCUGGAUGAAAAAUUCCUCAUAACAUGGAGUGGUAUAAAACAGAGAAAGACAUCAUGGCAAGAUGGAGUUAUGGGAACAAAUUGUCCAAUCCCUCCAAAUACCAACUGGACAUACAAGUUCCAAGUUAAAGAUCAAAUUGGAACCUUCCAAUAUUUCCCAUCAUACAAAAUUCACAAAGCUGCUGGUGCUUUUGGGGGUUUCAACAUUAACCAAAGGUCUGUGAUUUCCAUCCCAUAUCCUAUUCCUGAUGGAGAUUUCACCCUGCUUAUUGGUGAUUGGUACAAGACUGACCACAAGGUACUGAGGAGACUAUUGGAUAUUGGCAGGAGUCUUCCUUUUCCUGAUGCUCUUCUCAUAAAUGGCCUUAGAGAUGGUGCUGUAUUUACAGGGGAAGCAGGUAAAACAUACAAGUUCAGGGUUUCCAAUGUUGGGCUAGCAACCUCAAUUAACUUCAGGAUUCAGGGCCAUUCUUUGACACUCAUUGAAGUUGAAGGUGCUCACACAUUACAGCAAUCAUAUGAGUCUCUCGACGUCCAUGUGGGCCAAUCAGUGACAGUUUUGGUCACACUAAGUGGGUCAGUCAGUGACUAUUAUAUUGUUGCAUCUACUCGUUUCACAGACCCUAUUCUCAGUAUCACAGGAACCCUUCGAUAUGUGGGCUCCAACAGUAAGGCCUCAGGCCCAUUACCCAUUGGCCCAGCUGAUGGCAUAGAAUGGUCCAUGAAGCAAGCCAGGAGUAUCAGACUGAAUUUGACAGCAAAUGCAGCUCGUCCAAACCCUCAGGGAUCCUUCCACUACGGAACCAUCCCUAUUACAAGGACACUUGUAUUGGCCAAUUCUAAAACCUUAUUGAAUGGAAAGGUACGAUAUGCAGUGAACGGAAUUUCAUACGUCAAUCCAAGCACCCCAUUGAAGCUUGCUGAUUGGUUCAACAUUUCCGGCGUGUUCGAUUUCAGCACAAUCACAGAUGUUCCUCCUCCUCCCGGCACCCCUGCCAAACUCGGCACCUCCGUCGUGGCUAUCAACCUCCAUGACUUUGUAGAGAUCAUUUUCCAGAACAAUGAAAACACUAUCCAGUCAUGGCACAUGGAUGGAUCUAGCUUCUAUGUUGUUGGAUAUGACAUUGGCAUCUGGACACCUGAUUUGAGAAAGAAUUACAACUUGGCUGAUGCUGUUUCACGACACACUGUCCAGGUGUAUCCAAACUCUUGGAGUGCCAUAUUGGUGUCUUUGGACAACAAGGGUAUGUGGAAUUUGAGGUCUGCAAUAUGGGAAAACAGAUAUUUGGGACAAGAGUUGUAUCUUAGGGUCUGGAAUGAUGAACGCAGCCUAUUCACUGAGAAUAGUAUCCCUCUCAAUGCUCUGAUGUGCGGCAGGGCUAAACAUGUGCCCAGGUUGAAGCCAUAAGAAUCAUAAGGGAUUAUUAUAUCUGAUUAUUGACACAAGUUGUGACUCUGCAUUUUCUCCCCUUUUUUUUUACCAUUCUUAUCAUUAUUUUAGUUUGGAAGUUCAGUUACGAGGGUGUGACUGGCUAGCAAAGUUUACACACACAGCAGAUUUGUUCCCAUAAUAAGGGUCAUUAAGGAAAGUUGCUAAUUAAUUUGCAGUUGUAAUGUUAUUAUAUCUUGUGAUCAUAAUGAAACAAUAGUUUUUGUCA